Molecule: messenger RNA, 5910 nt
Organism: Ictalurus punctatus (channel catfish)
Lineage: Eukaryota; Metazoa; Chordata; Actinopteri; Siluriformes; Ictaluridae
Gene: samd9l
Product: sterile alpha motif domain containing 9 like
Exons: 3
Coding region: 470-5074 (1534 amino acids)
Cellular component (GO): cytoplasm
Molecular function (GO): protein binding
Source: RefSeq, a predicted model, not a curated record
GGGGGAGGAAACCGGAGUACCCGGAGAAAACACACAGGGAGGAGGUGGGAAUCAAACCCUCAACCCUGGAGGUGUGAGGAAGCAGGUUAGCUCAAGGCUUGUUACACUUCGCCAAUAACUUUCACUUUCACGUAAAUGAAAGUCUGCUUCUUGAGUUUCGAGUGCGCUUUGUAAAGGGCGGGACUUAAACGUGAUACAGCUUGCUCCCUUCAUCUUCGCCAUUACAAGAUUACAUCAAACUACAGAAAACGCAGAAAUCUGUUGAUGAAGGUGGGAUUGUGAUGCGAUGUAACUGUGAGACGGAAUAACAAGUUUUCUCCCGUCGGACAGUUUCAGCUCCAAAUGGACCGGAAGAGGGGUCGGAGUUUAUGAAGAAAAUGUACGUCGCCAUUAAAAACAACCGCCGCAGUUUAUUACCUGCAGUGCCUUGAGGUGAAUCUUGGAGCACACUGACUGUGCAGAAGAGAUAAUGGAAGACCUUUACAGCACUCCAGUUGAAAAAUGGACAGAGUCCAUGGUAAGCAACUGGUUAACCUCAAUAGGAGUGAAAGAAAAUUACAUUAAAAAACUUAAUGAAGAGGAAGUAGAUGGCCAAAUACUCCUUGAACUCACAGAGGAAUUUCUGAAAAAAGAGACUGGAAUGAAAUCUGGCCCAGCACUUCUGAUAAUUAAGAAAAGAAAUGAGUUAGUUAAUACUUUACAAAAGGCUCAAAAGCAGAAGAAUAAUACACCUGAAAGGACUGCUGAAAACGAUGAUCAAGGAGCAACAUCCACCAAGACUAUCUCAAUAACAAGCACUCCACAAAAAGGAGAGAAAGAGGAUUCUUUGAUUGUUCCAACAACAAAAAGGGAUUCAAAGCCACGACCUUUUGGUAAAACAGGUAUUGACUAUACAUAUGUGAAGCACAAUGUUCUUCACCCUGAAACAGGUAUCAUUGAUCUUAUAACACCAUGUCAUGAGUACAAGGCAUUUACUACUGCUGCUACUUUAGACCGCCAAAGACUUCAAGCAAAGCUGGCAAAGGAAGUUUUAAAAUUUGCCAUGGGAUGCAUAAACAUUAGAUCAAAUGGCACAAUACACUUUGGUAUAAUGGACAGUCGGGAAAAUUCUGGCUAUGUGCAUGGUGAAAUCAUUGGCAUUCCCAUUAAGGAAAAGGACAUGUAUGUUGAUGCGCUGGACCACAUCGAAAGGAGUUUCUCAACCUCUGACAGUGAGCUUGUAAGGCAGUGUAUUCGACCACCUGAGUUCAUUCUGGUAGUUGACCCAAAUAGCACAGAUCGACACUAUGUAGUUGAAGUUGACAUUGUACCUUCCGUGAGCAUCGUGCGGAAUAGGGUUUUUUCUGUCCGCUUGCCCAACUUCAAAGAGAAGUCCAAUAAAGUUGAAUAUGAAAAAGGAACAAUUUAUCGCAGAGUUGGCUCCAAAACAGAACCAGUUGUUGAAACAAAUGAAUUUUACCAAGUAGUCCAUGUCAGAGAUGCUCAAAGAGAAGAAGCAGAGCAAGCACACUGUUUCACAAGCCCAGGCCUUUGCCAAGACCUUGGAAGAAAACUCAUCAUGCUUGUAACAAGUGGGAAGAAACUAAUGGAAAAGGAGAAAUGGUACAUACUUGUCACAAACAAGUUUCCAAAGGAAGAUCUAAACCACAUUGGUUUCUUACUAAACAUGAAAAUAUUCUGUGUUUUUGACUUUGACCCAGAUUCCAUGGUGUCUGGGUUAUGUCAUGAAUAUGUUAAGCACCACGCAGUGAACCUUCAUUUCAUGCAAAACUACAAAAUUCCAAGUGGCAUGAGCAUCAGAGAAUUUGAGAGCCACCUCCAUUUGUUUGAACAAAUAAGUUGGAUAUUUUGUAAUGGACGAAGUGAUUUCAAAGGUAAUGAGAUUCCUUGUGAUGAAAAUACUUGGUCUAAAACAAGGAGGACAUUCCUCAAGGAUUGUGUUUCAGUGAUCUGCAAGGAUAUCUUACCCAAAGGAACAUUUCUUGUGAUCUUCCUUCUCACCUCUCCUGUUGAGACACCUCUUCUGAACACAUUUUAUGAGUUUUUCACUGACAUGGAGGGUCAUGAAGACAUCAUAUGCAUCUCAGAAUCAGUGGAGAACUUUCAAAAAUGGGAGGCAUUUGCUCUUGGAUCCUGUGACAAUGAAACUGUAAACUUUUCAAGUGUCAUAGGGAUGAAAAUGAGCCACAUCAAUGCAACUCUCCAGAGAGUCCAGACAAACACCACCCGUGCAACCAAGCACUUAGCUGUUUAUGUCAAAGGGGAAUGCUGUCUUGAUACAUGUGAGGAGGAAAGGAUGUGUUCCUUGGAGAUUUUAGGUGUCAACCAGUGUGACGACACCAGUCCCGAGUUUAUUGACUCAGAGAAAGAAGAAAUUGAGAGACAGUUUUUCCUUGGAGGAAAAGUGACAUGGAUGAACUUUUGGCUCGCAGAGAAAAAGUUUGUUGGGGAGAUGAUUCGAAGAGAUGCUUACCAUGAAGUGACCAGUCGUCUGCGGGACAUUCUAAAAUGGAGUUUGGAUCAGAUGCCCAUUGAUAACAUCAAUAUAUACCAUCAUCCGGGCAGUGGUGGAAGUACAGUAGCAAGGCAGGUUCUUUGGAACCAAAGAAAGGAGCUAAGGUGUGCAGUGGUGAAAUCAUCUUACUCUGCUGGCACAGUUGCAGAACAUGCUGUUAAACUUCGGGAGUAUGAGGAAAAGGAUCCACAGAAAUGCUUACCUGUACUCUUACUUGUUGAGGAUUGUGACAAAGAGUAUUUGGAAGACUUGAAGAAUGAAUUAGAAGUAGCUGUCUACACCAAGAAAAUUGCACAGGGAAUACCAUGCUUCAUUCUUCUCAGCUGUAGACGAUCCUACACUCCAGAGAAACUGUGUAAGGGGUCACCCCUACUAAAUGUCUCAGUGACUCACAAACUUUCAGUAGAAGAGAAAAGACAAUUUGCAGGUAAACGGCGAAAACUCGAGCGACAGUUCCAGCCAGAGUUCAUCCUGACAUUCAUUUUGAUGAGUGAGGAAUUUGAACAUCAGAUCAUUGCCGAAUAUGUAAAGCAAUUUGUAAGGCAUUUACUACAAGACAUUGAUCAUGCAUCUGUCGUUACUCAACUCACUCGCUAUGUAGCUCUGCUCAACACCUAUGUUCAGAACUCUUUCAUUUCUCAGUCACAUUGUGAAGCCCUUCUUCCUUUAUCCAUCCACGUGGAGAGAUUUCGACAACAUGCAUUUGAGGGUUGUCUGAGUGAGCAGGCUAAACUGGUCUUUAUACACUUGAGAGAUGAAAGGACCCACAUUAAAUCAAUCAGAAUCAUUCAUCCACUUGUUGCAAAGGAAAUUCUCCAUCAGCUUUUGACAGUUGACAGACAACAACAAAGUGACCUUGCACUUGAUCUUCUCCACAAUGAUGUACUCUUUGAACACAGAUUUGGGAAAGAAGAUUACAUGAAGUUCCUUCGUGCAUUGUUCAUGAGACGCUACAGGAUUAGCAAAGGUGAUGAAUCGGACAGCUUUUUCUCUCCCCUCAUUGAACAUGUAAGAGAAAAUGAAAAGCCAGAAAAAGCAAUUGAGCUUCUCAAUGAAGCAUACAAAAGAUUCAACAAGGAUGCAUUAUUUGCUCAGCAACUAGCUCGUCUCAGUUAUAGACAUGAGAGGUUUGAAGAUGCAGUACGUUGGGCAGACAUUGCAGCACAAAAAAUGCCUAACAACUCCUACAUUCUUGACACCAAAGGCCAGGUGUACAGAAGAUGGUUCACAACGAAAUGCAAAGCCAUGGAAAAGACUCGCAAAACAGCAGAGAACACAGCAGAUGCAAUUGAAACAGCACUUAAAGCCAUUGAAUGCUUCCAAGAAUGUGAGAAGGCAGCAGUUGCAGAUACUGAAUCAAUGAACAAUUCAGGAUUCUUUGCAGUUGUAGAAGUGGGAUGCAGCUUGUUGAAGUUAAUUUCUUCACUUCAAGUGUUUUCAAACAAGUAUGAUGGUCGUUCUGAAUGUCUGAAAUAUCUUCUCACAGACCACAUACCCCAAGAGGUUGAAAAACCAUGGGAACACUUUCACUGCAAAAUAAAACAACUUCAGGCCACAAUGCGGGGAGCAUUGGAGUGGGUAUCAGAAGAUUUGAGUUAUUUCCAGACAGACUUAAAUACAGAUGAGGAAGAAACCUCUGUAAGCUGUGAGAUGACAGUAACUCACCCAAAGCAUUGGUUGGUAACCAAGUCUUCUGUUUAUGGCAAGUUUUUCAGCGAGGCUUCCCUCAGCACAGUGCCUAGUCAAUUUCAAUCUAAUCCAGCUAAUAUGACUCCUUUCAUUAAACGCAUGAUUAUUUACAGGCUUGGUGGGGGAAACAUCACAACAGUCUUUUCCAUCCUUGACCAGAAAGAAAAGGACAAGGUCAAAAUUUUGGAGGACAUAAUUUCACUAUAUCCAAAGAAUCCCAUGUGUGCCAAAAUGCAUCAAAUAGAUCUGGUCAACUACAUAGCAUCACAUUUUGCUUUAAGUGCAGUCUCAGCCAGGUCACCUAAACUGGCUGCCCUAAGUGAUCUGCAAAAACUCAGCCACCUUUUCCCUCAUGACAAAUCAAGAUGCCUGUCAAGUGCUCUGUUUUUAUGCGUCUUGUUGUUUUGGCCAGAGGAGCAUGACACUGAUCGUGAAAAGGAAGACAAAUAUGAAAUCGUUUUGUCUACCCUCAGAUUCCUCCAGCAAACAUACUGGACCAAAAUGAAGGAUAUCCCUCACAGAAGGAGGAGGAUUUACACCCACUUCUUCCUGGGAAAUGGAGUUGGAUAUGAUAAAUUUGUCCACAAGAGUAAGAUUGAAAGUCUCACAAAACUUCCAACAGUUUCAGAAAAGCGUAUGAAAUGGUUCAGAGGGGAAUUGUGGAAAACCCCAGAAAUUGCUGGAGUGCUCAAACGUGUGACUGGCUGGACUGAGGAUGGAACUGUGUACCUUGAGGGCCCGAAGAUGAAAAAGUUCCCGGUUCAUCCUCUUUAUGUACACUCAGUGCCCCAUGGCAAUGAGAAUGUCACCUUCUAUCUAGGCUUUACAUUCAGAGGUCCUGUAGCAUACAACGUCACAGAAAGAAAGUAGUGAAAUUCUAACCCAACGAGAGGCUACGGUUCGCUGAAAAACGGAAAGAAAUUAACAAACUCAUUACAGAAAUAUCCUUAUAUUCAGUGAAUUAGAAUGUUUUAGCAAACAAAAUGACAUCCAUGCAAACUGAACUCUUAAUAAUGGCCAUGGAAUUUUGGUAAUAUUUUAAUAUCAGUAUCUAGUCAAGAAUGUUUUACUUCAAUUCCAUGAUGCAUGGAAAACAAAGAGCCUUUUAGUGUUCUUUAAAAUGAGAUGUGGAAAUGAGUCAUACGUUUUGAUGAAGAUUCUGCAUUUUAGCGUUGUGAGAGAGCCAUGAUUGGGCCCUUGAACAAAGAACUUAACCAUCAACUAUUCAGCAACAGAUUUGAAAAGAUUGCUAGGAUUAAAGUGUCUGUCAGUGUACAUGUAUGAUAAUGUGUGCUUCUUCUGUCUGUUGAUACAGUUGUGUUGUUCUUUACUUGUAGCCUUGCUGACAGUGUUGGUCAUUAAUGCUUUACCCCAUAUUAAGAUAUAAGCUUAUCAUGACUGCAAUACUCUUCCUUCUUAAAAUGUUUACUUUUUAUGAGCAUUCUGCAAAAUGGAUUGUUUGAUAUUGGUGACCAUAUAUAUCAAUGAUGUUCAACAAAUAUUUUUUUUAAGGAUGUUUCCUGGACUUCUGUCUUGAGACAUGAUGGGUAACCCUCAGAAAUGCAGCAUUUAUACUGGAAACAUAGGAUUAUCUUUUGUAUAGCCUAAUUAAAAUAUAGAUUUUGUAUUAAGGAGUAGAUAACGUAGUUUUAUUGCAGAAUAGUUACGUAUUUGAUGUACUGUAAUAAAGUACAAUUUAAAAUUUG